This is a messenger RNA of Dromaius novaehollandiae (emu), 2843 nucleotides long. Its product is annotated as pantetheinase-like. The record is from RefSeq and is a predicted model, not a curated record. Gene Ontology annotation, biological process: pantothenate metabolic process. NCBI's taxonomy places the organism in Eukaryota, Metazoa, Chordata, Aves, Casuariiformes, Dromaiidae. Bases 899 to 2470 code for a protein of 523 amino acids. The transcript is spliced from 8 exons. Gene Ontology annotation, molecular function: pantetheine hydrolase activity.
AACCCUUCAGAUAAAGAGUAGCCUUCCACAGGAUCUCUCUCAGCACAAGAAGCAGGAUCACAACUGGAAGGCAGGCUACCUCUACAGCUAAGCUGAUUUAACGUUGAAUUAUACUCUGUUUUGCUGAAGUAAGUCCUCAGAAAACCCUCAUCUUCAGAUAGUAGCAGAGGCAGCACAGAGAGCUGGCUUAACCAACAGUGAGGUUAAUUUUUGUGCCCUUCUUAUCAGUUUUCAAAGUUGUGGGAAGUAUUUUGUUCUGUUUUAAUUUCCAUUCUGAAAAUCAGUGGGAUAAAAGCAAGGGACAGUUCUGUCAGUGGCACGUGAAGUGUACUUCAUCUAAAUACAAUGGGAUAAGGUAAUGACUUUGGUCUAAAGAAACUCUGGGAAGCAAGCUACAAACAAUGACGUGUAGCACAGGAAGUGAGGAAUGUACAGACACUGGAAUAAAGCAAAUGGAUCUUAGGGCUCUCAUUUUUGCCAUUCAAACUUCAUAAAGCACUCGCUCUGAGGUGAUAAAUCCACCUUUUAGCUGGGUAUCAAAGCUGAGCCAAAAUACACGGUGAAAGUCAUUUGCAAUGUCUACUUAAAAAAAUUAAAAAGUGCAAUGUAGAAGUGUGUUGAAAUUGGUGGCAGAGAAAAACAUAACAACAGAAUUCAGACAACUCUUUCCAGUCACAUGUUUGAUAACUUAUCUCUGUACUGGCACAACCACUCUUGGCAUUGCCAGCAGUCUUGUGACUGCCUAUUUAAGUUGCCAGUUUUCAAGUGUCUUGAGUUGUGACAUCCUUACAGUGUAGUGUGCUUCCUGUUUGGCAUCACAGAUGUUGAUUCCAAGGUAAUGCUUUAACAGAUCAGCACAUUGUCUCUCCUUUCUUUAAGUUAAAUUUUACCCCUUUUAAUGUGUAUCCUCCCUUUUCACUAUUUCUCUAUGACUGGGAGCUUUCCUAGGGAGUACAAGGCACCAGCCAUGCUCGCUUUCCGGCCUCUGGCGCAGGGCACACUUUUUGCCCUCUCAGUGCUCCAGGCCGUUGCCCGGGACAGCUUCACUGCAGCUGUGUACGAGCACUCGGUGAUCCUGCCAGCACACUCUGAUGAGCCUCCCUCUCCUGGCGAUGCGUUGGCACUGAUGAACAAAAACAUGGACAUCUUGGAAGGGGCCAUCAAGGAAGCCGCCCGGCAGGGUGCCCACAUCAUUGUGACUCCUGAAGAUGGCAUUUAUGGCUGGCGUUUCACCAGAGAAGCCAUCUACCCCUACCUGGAGGAUAUUCCUGAUCCAGAGGUGAACUGGAUUCCCUGCACUGAUCCCAAAAGAUUUGCUCCUGCUCCAGUGCAGGAACGACUCAGCUGCAUGGCCAGGAAUAACUCUAUCUAUGUGGUGGCAAACACUGGGGACAAGAAGUUGUGCAACUCCAGUGAUCCCAGCUGCCCCAGCGAUGGUCGCUAUCAGUACAAUACUGAUGUUGUCUUUGAUUCAGAAGGGAAACUAGUAGCACGUUAUCAUAAGUAUAACCUCUUUAGAGGAGAAACUCAGUUUAAUUUCCCUAAAGAGCCAGAGACGGUCACUUUUGAGACACCCUUUGGGAAGUUUGGCAUCUUCACUUGCUUCGACAUACUUUUCCAUGACCCUGCGGUGGUCCUGGUGAGAGAUUUACAGGUGGACACUGUGUUGUUCCCGACUGCUUGGAUGAAUGUCUUGCCUUUUUUGACUGCUGUUGAAUUUCACUCUGCCUGGGCUAUGGGCAUGGGUGUCAAUUUCCUUUCAGCAGAUACACAUAACAUCAACUUGGCAAUGACAGGGAGUGGUAUUUAUGCACCAGACGGAGCCAGAGCGUAUUAUUACAAUAUGAAAACAGAGGAUGGUCACCUCCUUGUUGCUGAACUCAGUUCACACCCUCGUCUUUCUCCUGCCUACCCUCCUGCUGUCAACUGGAGCUUGUAUGCUUCAUGUGUCAAGAGAUUCUCACCAAACAACCAUGAUUUCAGUGGGCUCAUCUUCCACGACAGGUUCACUUUCACUGAGCUCACUAAGUCCGAAGGGAAUCUCACAGUUUGCCAGAAAGACCUCUGCUGUCACUUGAGCUACAAGAUGGCAGGGAAACGAGAAGAUGAAGUUUAUGUGCUAGGUGCCUUUGAUGGACUUCAUGUUGUUGAAGGACAAUACUAUCUGCAGAUAUGCACGCUGCUGAAGUGUAAAAGCACAGACCUGAAAAGCUGUGGGCAGCCCGUGGAGACUGCCCAGACCAAGUUUGACAUGUUCUCCCUGAGUGGCACGUUUGGCACUAACUACGUCUUUCCAGAAGUCCUAUACAGCGGGGUUCAGCUGGCCCCUGGGGAAUUUGAGGUAUUGAAUGAUGGGCGUUUGAUAAGUAAGAUAGGACCAACAAAGCCAAUUGUCACUGUGACGCUUUUUGGACGGUGGUAUGAAAAAGAUCAUCUGAAACAAGACCCACAGCCACCAGCGUCCCCAUGACUGUACACCACUGACAUCAUGUCCAAAUGAGAUAUGACAUCAUCGGCUGAAACAAUCAUAAUUAUAUCUUUCUUAAUUCCAGUUAUGCAAGCUUCUCCUCAGUGUGCUUUGUUUAGUAAUCAUGCAUCAUUCUUACUUUAUUGCUGCCACUUAUUGAGAAGUAACUCUUAUAGUACAGGGUUACUAAUCUUUUAUCAGUUUUAAAUAGCAGUUGUGUAGCUCUGCUUUCUGGAUUUUGAUCCUUCUCUCAUUUGGACAGCCUUCAUUGUGGGCCUGAAGAUUAAUUCAUAUUUUGAUAUCAUCAUAUAUCUUAUAAUUUUGUAUUAUUAUGAGACCAGUAAGUAAAGCAAUGAAAUAUGUGAUUUAUGAUCUA